Molecule: messenger RNA, 475 nt
Organism: Trichobilharzia regenti
Lineage: Eukaryota; Metazoa; Platyhelminthes; Trematoda; Strigeidida; Schistosomatidae
Source: the annotation of a GenBank genome assembly
CCAAUCAGAAGACUGUGUUUGUUUACUUGAAUAAGCUAUAAUAAUGUGCAUGCAAUAUAUAUUAAUACGUGCUGAUUCCCGUAAUAAAACGAUCUAUUGCCUGUCCUUGUCUUCUGUUGUUACAAUUGGUGUCGCUGCCUCCAAAAAAUGAAGAUCCCAUGGCCAACUGCGUUUGAAGUAGGAGACUUACGGAGCUUUUUACGUGACUUCGAGGCCGUCGCUGAGCUGAUAGGUGUCAAGGAGCAGGCGGCGAAGGCAGUUGUUCUGGGGACGCUGUUGAGAGGCCGAGCGAAGGCGGUAUAUGACAGCGUAGACAAGUCAAAUGGCACAGCGUCUUGGAAGAAACUGGUUGAACGAUUGGUGUCGGAGUUUGACAGAGGAGAUACUGCCCAGAAAGGCGAAAAAGAAAAAGUUUCAGACGGUAUAAUACUAGUCCUUUCUCUCGUAUGAAACUAGAUUUAGCGGGGGCUAUUGG